Molecule: messenger RNA, 823 nt
Organism: Wasmannia auropunctata (little fire ant)
Lineage: Eukaryota; Metazoa; Arthropoda; Insecta; Hymenoptera; Formicidae
Exons: 2
Source: RefSeq, a predicted model, not a curated record
AUGAAUAGCCGAGACGAAUUUGCAUUAUCAACUAUUGCAAAUUCGGUAAGGGGGGCUAUUCGGCAGCAACGAUCUCAAAUAAUGCAAGCUACGAGAGAAAAUUUUAGACCAUCAUUUCAAUUAUCCGGAAGCCCAAGAGGCAGGCCAAGACAGUCAGCCAAAAAAUGCACUCUUUUCUUAUUACGUAGAUCAAAUGCCGACUAUUAUCCAUGCGUGACCGAAUGUGCUUACUUACAAGAAAAUGGUUUUGGUAAGAAAAUUGUUGAAUUUAAAUUGAAUUGGUCGAUGACUAGAGUCCAAAGAUAUAUUUGUGAAGUAUAUUCAAGAGUGCAAUUAGAAUCGGUCGGAUUUCGUUUCGGAAAAUGUGCUAAAGAUAAAAAAAUAACACUAUUAACAUUGGAUACACUUGAGGAGUUAUUAAAUGAAGUGCCUAGAGGAACAAUCAUUAUUAUCCCAAACAGAGAUUUGUCUUGUGCUGAUUAUACAAUAACUACCGAAAAUGUUGAUAUCUCAUAUGAAAACUCAUCAGCAGAAGAUUUAGAACAUAGACAUAACAGACGUAUUAGAAGACCUUCUUUACAAAUACAACCAAGUAGUUCUAGAGAAGAAGCAAACAACAACAAUGAAUCUGAUGAUAAUAAUUAUCAAGAUAGUCACGAUUAUAAUACAAGGAAUAGACGAAUUAUCAGAAGAGAGCCUGUAAAUAUACAAUCAGAUUCUCGAUUACAAAAUAACGAUGAAUCUGAUGAUGAUUAUCAAAAUAUUCAGAAUCAGAAUAGAUUAAUCAGUAGAAGACUCUCUUUUCAAAAUGACCAAAAUUCAA